AGAUUACUGCAGGUUGGUUCUGCAUCCUCAAAGUGCUCACUACAAACCCUGUCACUUGGAUGUGGACUCCACAAAGAUUUAUCAUCUUUUUCUCUCUUAACUCUCCGUACCCAUUCCAAAUGAUUAGCUAAAUAACGAUUGGUACUGGGAAAACAAAACAGGCGAUAUGCUGGUGGUUGACAGGAGGCACAAGUUUCUUUAGUUUGAGGCUGACUAUUAUGCUCUGUGCAAAUACUUUUCCUCCACUUUUCCAAUUUCCUUGUGUUAUUCAUACACCCAACAACAGCACAAUUAGCAGGACCCAUCUCGAUAAGACUAGAAAGCCAAACAAAUUCUCUCACUACUUUACUCACAACACUGCCAGAAACUGUAACUGCCAGAGCGGUUUGUUUACCCAAAACUCUGCCCAGCUCUCCAAAUAAAAAUGGUAGCCAUUAGGUUGAAUUGGUGUAUAAAUAUAGAUGAAGCUGUGCGCAUUAAGGCAAAGAAGGGUCGUUGUCUUCCCACAUUCCACCUGCCCAAUGUUCUGUAACUUCACUCCCUGCAGAUAAUAUUAAGCGUUCAGAGUAUGUGAAUUUGGAACUAAUACUCCCACCAUCAUUAAAUUCGUUGUAUGUCCCAGAUGACGAGGGUGAGUAUGAUCUCAAUAUAAGAACAGCAGACUGCAACCCACAACUCUCACUUAGUAGUAAUGUUUUGGGUAGGCCUAAGAUUAAGGACUUCGUCUCUUGGUGCAAGUGAGAAAGCUGGUCACCCAUCAAAUUCUUUUGUCACCCAGUUUGCCAACCAAUACGUCUUCUCCGCUGUGUGUGCCUUUGACAAACCGCAUAGGCUGCAGUUAGCUAAUGAUCCUUUGCGACGAUGGGACCAGAUUGACGACUUGCUCGUUACUUAUAAUUUGGGAGAGGCUUUCUUGCUAACUAAAUCGUAUGCCUCUUCCACCUCUGCCUUGACAUUAACUGCUUACGGCAGCAGGAACAUUUUGCAACAAAUUUUACUAGGUUCCCCCAAAGGUUCAGAAUGCUUUCCAGUACUUUCCCGGCAGCGGCUUCUAUCAGGUAAAAUUUUCAUCAAAUCCCAGAGUGUGCUGGCAGUUUAAUAAAGGCCUGUAUUGUUCCAACAGAUGUCCCUUUCCACACAAGUGCACCUAUUGUUCCAGAAAUCAUCCAGCACACCGUUGCUUAUUUAGGCCCUUUUUUCCAAUUAAGUCCUCUGAUUGCACUUCUGUAAUUGUUUUAUUGUUGUGCAAAUUAUUACUUUUGCAUCCCAAUCGGAUCUUAGUUAAUUUUAUCCUUAUGGGUUCAAACUAGGGUGUCAAACUGGAUAACUUUUGACAUCUACAACUAAUAACAAAUCCUCUAUGAAAUAUUCGAGAAAAGUUGAUAAGACUAUUUUAAAAGAGUUGCCCCUCCUCUGAUUACCCUCCUCUUCCAAAUUUUUAUUGCUCCCCAUUGGGUGCAGCUCCUAAAAAGAUGAUACAAUUCAGGUAAUUUUAGACCUUUCAUCAACACAGUGAUUUUUAGUUAACGAUGACAUCUCUAAGGAAUCUUAUUCGGUUACAUACUCAUCAUUUGAGAAUGCCAUUGACAUGGUACGUGAACUUGGCUGGCACUGCUUUUAAGCAAAACAGAUGUCAAACAUGCUUUCCAGUUGUGUCUGGUUCACCCAGAUGACUGGCAUCUACUUGGCUUCAAAUGACAGGAAAGAUAAUUUUUCGAUGUUAUUCCUUUCAGUGGGAGGUCAUCACCAUUUAAUCACUUGCCAGACUUAGUUGACUGGGUUCUUUAUUACCUGGCUGCCAUCUGGCAGCUGUUUCAUUAUCUAGAUGACUAUAUUACAGGUGAUCCGCUAAAAGCAGCAUGCCAGGAUAUUGUUUAUUUAAUUCAAAAGGUCCUUUAGCCCUAGAGAAAGAUUAAUGCUCCAUCCUGCGUCCUUACUUAUAUAGGUAUUGAAAUUAAUACCACUCAAUUUAUUAUCCAUCUAUCUAAGAAAAAUUUUUAUGCUGUUUUGUCCCUGUUGAGAGUGUGAAAAGGAAAACUGCAGGAAAAAGGAGCAACUGUCACUCAUAGGAUUGUUGUCUUUUGCAUGCAAAGUCCUAAAUGUGAUUGUAUUUUCUGCAUAUAGGUUAAUUUACCUUUCUACCACAGUAAGUAGACUUCACCAUCACAUUACCAUUAUAUCAGAAUCCAGCAAGGACAUUGAGUUGUGGUUGAUUUUCUACUAAGUUGGAACAGGAUGGCAGUCAUCCAAAUAAAAAUUACGUCAGAAACUAUAAAUAUAUUUACGGACGCUUCCAUGAGUGGUUUAGGCAGUUUUUAUGAUGGAAAAUGGUUUUCCAUUUCUUUUCACAACACCAAUAAUUACAGCAUUGCCUUGCUCGAAUUACUUGCUGUUGUUUUAGCAGUACAUAUGUGGGGUGAGAAGUGGUCUAAUACCAUUUAUACAGAACAGGUCAUCAUUUAUACAGACAACAAGCUCAUAGUUCACAUAUGAAGUACAGGUUCUUGCAAAUGUGAGCGCAUCAAGAAACUUGUUUGAUUGUUGUUCUUUUUUACUGCAAACCACAACAUUAAUGUUUUGAUGCACCAUAUUAGAACAUGUUCUAAUUUUUAUGCAGACUUAUAUGCCCUGCCUACUUCGAUUAUUUUUCUUACCCAACAUCCAGAUCCAUUCCUCAAAUUUAUGAAUUGUGUUCCAUGCACAUGUAGUUGCCUUUUUUUUUCUACUUCAGUGCCAUUACUUUUUUCAUGCUGGAGGUAAGUGGGGGACGUUUUGAAAAAAAAAAUAACUUUUAUAUAUUUAUCUUUUUUUAAAUGAUCUUUUGAAACACAAGCUGUACUGAAGAAAAAAUUUAGAAAGCACGCUGUAUGUCCUAAGAAGCACAGAUGCAUGAGACAAUUGAGAUGCCUUGAGCUUCAGACGCAUCAAAAUUUCCUAAGUGUUAGAUAAACGCUAAUUACUGUUGGUAUUCAAAACCCUAAACAGCAGGUGCAUGAAACAAUUAAGAUGCCUGAGUGUCAGCGUAUUAUCGUUUCGUGGUGUUGCUGUUUAACUGCAUGCUAACAUUUGGUUCAUAUUUCUGUUUUGACAUGCCCAGUGUAUUGCAAGAUACCUUCACAGGAACAUUUGGUUACAAUUGCACUACUGAUAACUCUACAAAUGUAAGAACUUGUGAGGAACAUCUUGGUUUAAGUGAAACCCAAUAUGGACUGCUUUACAGUGUUUAUGCAUGGAUGAAUGCACUUGUUGUUAUUGGUUCUGGUCUCCUAAUUGAUAAAUUUGGACAGAGAGUUGGUGCACUGCUUUUCUCGGCACUGUGCGUUAUUGGCUCAUCAAUUUUUGCUGCUGGUUACUUUUUCAAGAAUGGAAAUGCUAUGUUUCCUGUGUUCCUUUUUGGACGUUUACUUUUCGGUGCUGGCAACGGAUCACUUACUAUUGCACAAAAUAGAAUAUCGGCAUUUUGGUUUGAUGGCAAGGAACUAGCAUUUGCAUUUGGUUUAACACUAGCAUUUUCUCGCUUAGGUAGCAUAUUAAACUUCUUGCUUACUGAAAAUUUUGUAGCCAAAUAUGGUUUAAAAUGGACAUUAUGGGGAGGUGCUUUGUUGUGUGCCCUUGGAUUCCUAUCCGCUAUUUUGCUGUAUUACUUGGAUAAAAAUGGAACCAAACAGUUAAACAAGGAAGAAGACAUGAAGCAAGCUUCUAAAAAAAUGAGGUUGGGUGAUAUCAAAUACUUGAAGUUGCAAUUUUGGUUACUAGUUAUCAUCACCAUGUUUUUCUACAACACCGUUUUCACGUUCAUGGCCAACGCAAAGAAGUUUAUUGAGCAAAAUUAUGGUUACGAUCAAGACAGCAAAACACCGGCGUACAUAGCCGGUAGCGUAUACGACGUCUCUCUUUUUUUCACGCCUAUCUUUGGAAUACUAGUGGAUUACAUGGGAUACAGAGGUGUUGUGGCUACAAUAUGCGCAUCUUUGAGUAUCCCCGUGUUCGCCUUUCUCGCCUUCACACAUUACACGCCGCUGAUUGGUACAAUACUGCUUGGUGCGACCUAUUCAGCUGCAGCUUGCAGUUUAUGGCCUUCUGCUCCGCUAGUGGUCAAUCCUGGCGUUUUGGGGACAGCUUUGGGAUUGAUGACGUCCGUACAAAUGAUAGGCAUCGGAUGUUGUACACUUAUUGUUGGGGCUAUACUGGAUCAUACAAAUGACAAUUGGAAAUAUGUGAUGUUGUUUUUAUUUGCUAAUGCUGUAGCAUGCGUAUUAUUUUCGAUUUUGUUGAACAUUGUUGAUUGGAAAAGGGGUGGUGUGUUGAACAAAACACGUAAAAGGGCGAAAAAACAUCGACCAGUAACAGAAGAAAUUCCAGAUACAGACGCGUUGAUUAGUGACGAAAAUAGCGUUAACACUUAAAAUUUUUGGGAUUUUAGUGUUUUGUAAAUAAUUUUAGGAGAGCAACUUUUUAUAGUGUGAUAGACAAUUUUUGUGCAGUGUUCACAAAUUUCAAUUAAAAACAGGUGUUCGUAUGCUAAAAGAACACACCACUUGGGUACAAUUAUUUUCGACACUUUUCGUUACUGAUAGCACACAAAAAUUGGUACGUUCGAGCUAAGAGGAUAUGUUUGAGGUAUGCUAUAUGGAUAGGAAUCCUUUUUUCUGUCCUUAUGUAUGUAUCUAAAUAGCAUCCUCUCACCAGGGUUUAAUACCUGAUGCCAAAGCCGCCAGCCUUUGAUGACAGAAAGCAUAAAACCCUGGGGAAGAGGUUGUGUUAAGAUAAAAUUUGCUACUACGACGCUUACCACCCAAGAGCUCUGGGGACGAGAAUGACUUCUUACCAAUGGUUUUAUUAAUAUUUUUUUACACAAAAUUGUAGUUUUAAUAUAAUGUAAACAAAUAUAACUGACAGAGUUUUUUAA
This is a messenger RNA of Hydractinia symbiolongicarpus, 4909 nucleotides long. RefSeq names its product major facilitator superfamily domain-containing protein 1-like. The coding region runs from base 3057 to 4406 and encodes 449 amino acids. Gene Ontology annotation, biological process: transmembrane transport. The transcript is spliced from 17 exons. Gene Ontology annotation, molecular function: transmembrane transporter activity. Lineage: Eukaryota; Metazoa; Cnidaria; Hydrozoa; Anthoathecata; Hydractiniidae. The record is from RefSeq and is a predicted model, not a curated record.